Brassica oleracea var. oleracea is the source of this 995-nucleotide messenger RNA. RefSeq names its product probable peroxygenase 3. The coding region runs from base 108 to 827 and encodes 239 amino acids. The transcript is spliced from 6 exons. Gene Ontology annotation, molecular function: monooxygenase activity; calcium ion binding. The record is from RefSeq and is a predicted model, not a curated record. Lineage: Eukaryota; Viridiplantae; Streptophyta; Magnoliopsida; Brassicales; Brassicaceae.
ACCAAAAUAUCAGUGUCCAUUUUUUGCAAAAGUAGAAACUGAAGAGCAUCUUCAAUUAUUAACACUUACAGAGGAGAGAGAAGGAGAGCCAAACGAUAAGAGAGAGUAUGGGAGAAGAGUCCGAGGCUUUUGCCACGACGGCGCCGUUAGCUCCAGUGACCGGUGAGCGAAAAGUAAGGAACGACUUGGAGGAAACAUUACCAAAACCAUAUUUGGCAAGAGCACUAGUAGCUCCAGAUACAGAGCAUCCGAAUGGAUCAGAAGGUCAUGACAGCAAAGGCAUGAGUGUUAUGCAACAACAUGUUGCUUUUUUCGACCAAAACGGCGAUGGAAUCGUCUAUCCUUGGGAGACUUAUGCAGGAUUCCGUGACCUCGGUUUCAACCCAAUCUCUUCUGUUUUUUGGGCCAUAUUCAUAAACUUUGCGUUUAGCUACGUUACACUUCCGAGUUGGUUGCCAUCACCACUAUUGCCUGUUUAUAUCGACAACAUUCACAAAGCCAAGCAUGGGAGUGAUUCAAGCACCUAUGAUACCGAAGGAAGGUACGUCCCGGUUAAUCUCGAGAACAUCUUUAGCAAAUAUGCGUUAACGGCUCCAAAUAAAAUAACAUUAAAAGAGCUUUGGAACUUAACCGAGGGAAACCGAAUGGCAAUCGAUCCUUUUGGAUGGCUUGCGAAUAAAGUUGAAUGGCUACUAGUCUAUCUUCUUGCAAAGGAUGAAGAAGGGUUCGUGUCUAAAGAAGCUGUGAGAGGUGUCUUUGAUGCAAGUUUCUUUGAAUACUGUGCUAAAAAGAAUAAAGAGAAGGCCGAUUCUCGCAAGCAAGACUAAGCAUUUAAUUUGCUUAUCUUUUAAAUUUGUCUGUUUGUAUUAUUAUGCUCUCAAUCUUAAUUAGGAAAAGGACAGAAAACAAAAACUCUAUGUGGAAUAAAACGUUUGUGUUCUUGAAUAUAUUGUUGUGUGAUAUUUGUUGAAUAAAUAAAAUGAGAUUUUCAUCAA